UGUUUAGAUGUUUAGACAAUCAAGUCCUUCGUGCAGCGCGCGGUUUAGCAAGCUUGAUUUCAAACACAGGUAAUAAUUAUCAGCGUGCGGAUUGAAAUUCUUCCUUCCAUGCUUUCAGUCCAUCUCUGUGUAUCCUCGAGUUGGUCUCGGGUGUUAUUACUAAACUGAAUAUUCGCGACAUAGCGUCAGCUAUGGACGAGACAAUUUUUUCUUCGGAGAAAAGAUUGAAAUAUUUACUUCGUACAAAACCUGUGAAUAUCGAAUUCCAGGAAUUAAGUUAUAGUGUCCCAAAUGGCAGAAAAUCUUCAAAACUCAUCCUCAAAAGCAUCAGUGGCAAGUUUCUAUCAGGUCAAGUGACAGCUAUAUUAGGUCCUUCAGGAUCAGGAAAAUCGACUCUUCUGAAUAUUCUCGCUGGAUUUAAGACAGAUGGAGCCACGGGCAAUAUAUUAAUAAAUGGAGAUAAGAGAAAAUUGGAUAAAUUCAUGAAGACAUCAAGAUAUAUUAUGCAGGAUGACUAUGUUCAAGAGUUUUUAACUGUACAGGAGUCUAUGACAAUUGCUGCCAAUUUAAAGUUGGGUUCCUAUGAAACCAGAGAAAACAAAGAAAAUAUGAUCAAUGAAAUAUUGGAUUUAUUGAAUCUAACCAGGUCAAAAACUACUCGAGCAAAAAAACUAUCCGGAGGUGAACGAAAAAGAUUAUCUGUGGCCUUGGAAAUGUUGAACAACCCACCUGUGAUUUUUUUGGAUGAACCUACUACUGGUUUGGAUGACGUAGCAUGUUCACAAUGUAUAGGACUAUUGAAAUUACUAGCUUUAGGAGGAAGGACCGUAAUAUGUUCCUUGCAUACACCAAGUGCGAAACUAUUCUCAAUUUUUGACAAUACUUACAUUCUAAGUGAAGGACAAUGUGUCUAUCAAGGAUACGGACCGUCAAUAGUGCCAUAUCUUGGAAAUAUUGGACUUGUAUGUCCCCUAUCAUACAAUCCUGCUGAUUUCAUACUCGAAGUCUGUAAUAAAGAAUAUGGAGAUUUCCAGAAAAAACUAGUCACAACGAGUGAAAAUGGAAUGAAUUCAAGCUACGCCAAAGAUAUAUCUGAUACAUCGGAUCAGACAAAACAAGAAUCAAUCAAAGAAAUAAAUGUUGAAAUUCAGAAUUCCAACUAUGCUAAAAUGGAAAAUAUGGGAUCAACAUUUUUGGAACAGAUUUUCAUUCUUACAAUGAGGAUAUGGGUGCAAAUUUGGAGGGAUAAGAGUGGUAUUCUAUUGAGAACGGGCAUAACUUUAUUUAUUGGAACUCUAAUAGCCAAUAUGUACAAGGGAAUGGGAAAUGAUGGAUCAAAAACUCUCUUUAAUUUCGGGUUCUUCUACUCUUGCAUUAUUUUCUUCAUGUACGUUCCAAUGAUGCCUUUCUUAGUCUGGGUUCCCCUAGAGAUUAAGGUACUCAAGAGGGAAUAUUUGAAUAGAUGGUACGGACUAGGAUCAUACUAUUUGGCACUAACAAUAGCCAAUAUUCCUAUCCAGAUGGUUUUGACAUUUUUAUACGUCGCACUGACCUACACAACAACAUCACAACCUCUGGACCCAGACAGAAUAGUCUUAUUUUAUGUUAUUUGUGUUUUAACUGCCAUGGUUGCAGAGAGCUACGGUAUAAUAGUUGGUGUUAUUUUCAAUAUUGUGAACGCUCUAUUUCUUGGAACGAUUUCCAAAGUACCGUUGAUGCUGCUGGCAACCUAUGGUUUUGGAUCCGGGUCUGAGAACAUACCUGGAUGGAUCCGCUUCUCCAUGUACUUCGACUAUCUCCGGUACUCCAUGGAAGGCUUGAUGGGCACCAUGUUGAGAAACAGAGAAACAAUACCUUGUCCAGAAGAUGAAGAUUGGUGUCUUUACACUGACGUCAGUUAUUUCCUUAGAAACAUGGGGAUGGAGAAUUGCAUUGUAUGGGUGGAUGUACUAGCUCUAGUGUUUUUCUUGUUGCUCUUCAAGAGCGUAGGUUUCUACCUUUUGAAGCAGAGACUGAAGCCUAAUAAGUAUGCCAAAGCCAUAUACGUGGUGGCGAAGAUAGUCAAAUCUUAUUUUGGUCCAUGAGAGAUUUCAUUUAGAGGGUGAUUGGUGAAGCACUCCACUCAAUAUUUUAGUGGGCAUGAGUUUUUCUUGGAAACGCCAAAAGAAGGUCAAUUUUCAAUUGGAGGGGGCAUCUAAAGACUGCAAAUUCCUGGGUUUUUACUACCAAUGGGUAUCAAGUGAAGGUUUUGCAAUUUCAUUUAUAAAUCCGCUAGAGCAUUUCUGGUUAGCUUCCGUUUUGGCUUGACUGGCUUGAGGAAUGAAGUUUCAUCUAAAAUGUUACUGCAUUCAAGAGAAAAUUAUAAACCAAGAUACAAUGACUGUUUAGAAAUGAACACUAGGUUAUUCCAAUGAGUUAUUAUACCAAAACUUACGCCAAACAGAAAUUUAUCAGGAUACCUCUUCUUAAAUAGACCAAUUGCAAAAACUCAAAAAUGCUGUGUCUCCAAUGAAAAUUAGCGUUUUCCGGAAAAAAAACUUACUGAAGGCCGUUAUAUUAUGUAGGCCACACUGUAUAACAAAAUGUCUUCUUAGAUACCAUCAUUCAAUCCAACUGCAUUAGUUUAGUGGUUUUGAUAUAUGUUCAAAUUGUAAAUAAAUUUUCAUCGAUAUGAUUCGAUGUUAAUAGACUCAGCUGUGAAUUUCUAGUUGAUAGAUAUUUAGUUGGUAACCAAAGUAAUGUUAUUCUAUUGAAUUAUUUCUUGUGUAAUACAUUUUUUGCACGACCCAAAUAUAAUAAGCUAUUUUACUCCUUCAAAAGUAGGGGUAAAGUAAGUUAUUUACAAAAUA
Molecule: messenger RNA, 2849 nt
Organism: Harmonia axyridis
Lineage: Eukaryota; Metazoa; Arthropoda; Insecta; Coleoptera; Coccinellidae
Product: ATP-binding cassette sub-family G member 1-like
Exons: 9
Coding region: 192-2084 (630 amino acids)
Cellular component (GO): plasma membrane
Molecular function (GO): ATP binding; ATP hydrolysis activity; ABC-type transporter activity
Source: RefSeq, a predicted model, not a curated record